Messenger RNA from Plectropomus leopardus (leopard coralgrouper), 474 nucleotides. Its product is annotated as parvalbumin-like EF-hand-containing protein. The record is from RefSeq and is a predicted model, not a curated record. Lineage: Eukaryota; Metazoa; Chordata; Actinopteri; Perciformes; Serranidae. Gene Ontology annotation, molecular function: calcium ion binding. Gene Ontology annotation, cellular component: cytoplasm.
AUGGAGGACGACUUUCGGCCGCAGGUGAAGAUGGUGGCGGCGGCCAUGGGCGCGUCGCUCACUGAGCGUGACGUGGAGCACAUGCCCCCGGAGAUGAGAGCGCACGGAAAUUUCAACUACGACCGCUUCCUGGAGUACAUGAGGCAGUUCAAGACCUCGGAGCAGAGAGAGGACGCCAUCAGGACGGCCUUCACGGUGCUCGAUAAAGACGGCAGCGGAUACAUUGAGUGGAACGAGAUCAAGUACAUCCUGUCCACUGUCCCCGCCGCGGCUCCGUCCGCUCCUCUCUCUGAUGAGGAGGCGGAGGCCGUGAUCCAGGCGGUAGACGCUGAUGGAGACGGACGCAUCAACUACGCAGAGUUCUCAGAGAUGGUGAAGACGGAGACAAAGCUGGAGAAGAAGACGUCCUGUGUCUCAUCUGAGUGUGACGACGGAGACGAGAGAGGACGACGACCUUCGUCCUCCUCAGAGACG